Setaria italica (foxtail millet) is the source of this 972-nucleotide messenger RNA. RefSeq names its product MFP1 attachment factor 1. The transcript has a single exon. Lineage: Eukaryota; Viridiplantae; Streptophyta; Magnoliopsida; Poales; Poaceae. The record is from RefSeq and is a predicted model, not a curated record. Gene Ontology annotation, biological process: mitotic cell cycle; lateral root development. Bases 141 to 635 code for a protein of 164 amino acids.
GUGACAUUCCCCACACACACUCUUGUCUUGUGAUCCUGACUCUCCCGUCUCCCCUUCUCCAUCUUUCUCAUCCCCCCACCCCCCGCCACGCCACAGACAGAUCUCCCCUCCCUCCCUCUAGGUCACUCUUUCCCGCAGCCAUGGCGGAGGACGCCCCCAACGCCGCGGCCGAGGGCACCCAGCCCGCUCCCUCCGAGGGAUCCGCCACCGCGCCGGCCUCCGGCGCGAAGGCCGCGGAGGCGCUGCUCCCGUCGCUGAGCAUCUGGCCGCCGUCGCAGCGCACGCGCGACGCCGUCGUGCGCCGCCUCGUGCAGACGCUCGCGGCGCCCAGCGUCCUCUCCCAGCGCUACGGCGCCGUCCCGGAGCCCGAGGCCGAGCGCGCCGCCGCCGCCGUCGAGGCCGAGGCCUUCGCCGCCGCCUCCGAGUCCGCCGCCGGCGCGUCCCCGGCCUCCGUCGAGGAGGGGAUAGAGGUCCUCCAGGCGUACUCCAAGGAGGUCAGCCGCCGCCUCCUCGAGCUCGCCAAGUCCCGGUCCGCCGCCGCCGCCGCGGCGCCCGCCGAGGCCAGCGCGCAGGAUUCGGAGGACUCGUCGGCGACCGCUCCGGCGCCCGCGGAGGCUGCCGCUUCCGAGGAGUAAGGCGCUGGCGCCCGCGUUUUGAUCCACCGAAAUUUGCUGUUAUUUUGGCAUUUCGUUGGAAAUUAUCCAUGGUCUAGUAGUAUCCAUUGUCUAUUAGAGAUGCGCGUGAGAUGAGGAACUGGUGUUUGUUUCAUGGACCUGGUGUGCUGCUAAAAUAUUAAGUUAUAAACCGUGAAUCUUGCCAUUGCAUAUGUAUAGGUUGUGCAUGAAUGUUUGCAUGCGCUCAUCCAUUCUGGUUUUCUUGUUACGAAGUGGUUAAUCCUCAAGAAUGAUUGUAUCAAUAGGGCUUAGAGCUUAUGCUUUUACCCAUUUCAAUGUAGGGAGUAUACUUGAACUU